Molecule: messenger RNA, 2541 nt
Organism: Mytilinidion resinicola
Lineage: Eukaryota; Fungi; Ascomycota; Dothideomycetes; Mytilinidiales; Mytilinidiaceae
Exons: 5
Coding region: 174-2441 (755 amino acids)
Biological process (GO): DNA-templated transcription; regulation of DNA-templated transcription
Molecular function (GO): DNA-binding transcription factor activity, RNA polymerase II-specific; DNA binding; zinc ion binding
Source: RefSeq, a predicted model, not a curated record
CCGCCCUGGCAUGUGCGGUGCCGAGAGACGGUGUCGUGACUCUCGAAGCCUCCUGUCAUUGUCGAUUGUCAUUAACGAAACAGUGAGGGGGCCAAGCAGGACAUCGUUGCACUUUCACAGUAUUUUUCCGCCCGGCGAGUCACUGAGACAGUCACAGGGGGGAUCUUCCAUUCAUGGCUGAUUCCGCGUCUCCCACGCACAGUUCAACAACCUCAACGCCGUCGGGAAAGGUCCACACCGGCCGACAGCGGACCAUCGCAUCGUGCUUAACUUGUCGAAGACGCAAGGUUCGCUGCGACCAUGGCCAUCCCAUAUGCGGAGCUUGCCAGCGUGGCAAUCAUAUAUGCACAUAUGCCACCGAGCAAGCUGCUCUCCAUCACCAGCCCUCCACGGGAGUGGGAAAAGUAUCUAAGCUCUCACCGCCAGCAUCAUCCAAGCUCGCGCGGAAUUCCGAUGUUCAGGCCCGACUAGAUAGACUAGAGGCUCUCCUGGAGAAGGCUGUCACUGGGGGCCAGAAUGGCCAGAAAGUCCCAUAUAGAUCUGACGCCGAGUCUCCUCAUGACCGGCACCUAGAUCGCGAGCCUCCCGGCCUUACGCCUUCCUCCAAUAGCGGGAGCACUCAUGGCGCCGGUAUCUCGUCCGAUGGCCAUGAUGGCACUUUGCUCCUCGAGGACGGGCAAUCUCAGUUCGUCUCCUCUCUGCAUUGGGCUCUUUUAGCGGAUGAGAUACAAGACAUCAAAGCCCUUCUUGGAGAUGGAUCUGAGCAAGAGACGGCGAAUAAGCACCGCCGUCCUACCCAGACAUCCUUAGGGACGCUGUUUGCCUUAGGAAGCGGCACCCACGGAAUCGAUCUGACCAACUUCCUACCAGAUACGCCGGAGCACUGCGAGUCUCUUCUCGACACCUUCUUCUCCAAUGUUGACCCAAUGACGAGGAUUAUCCAUAAACCGACUUUGUUGCGUCAGUUCAAUCAUCACGUCCGUGAUUCCACCCCGCUUGCGUUUGCAAUUUUCUUCUCCGCUACCAACAGCAUGACUUCAGCAGCCGUUAAAGAAAAGUUUGGUGUUAAGAGGGAUAUUUUAAUGGAGCGCUUUGAACAAGGCCUCGAAGUGGCUCUCGCACGGGAUAAUUUCUUGACUAGUGCUAGCCUGGAAGUGCUACAAGGCUUUGUUUUAUGGCUUACUUGCAUCACCAAAGAAGACGACAUGAGUAAAGCGUGGACGUUGCUGGGGCUUGCGAUUAGAAUUGGGCUAAACCAAGGUCUGCACAGGGAUCCAUCACUAUUCCCUGCUGGUUCCAUGGACACUGUCACUAUAGAGGUCCGCCGACGCCUUUGGCAUCAGAUAUGCCACCUUGAAUUUCGUGCCGCAGAGUGUAAGGGGCAGGAGCCUACAGUUUCCGAUGACGACUUCACUACCAUGAUGCCCCGAAAUGUGAAUGACGAGGACUUGGAAGAAGGCUGCAGCCCAGGCUCGGCCCCUUACGAUAGAAGCUCAUUCACCGACAUGGCUUUUCAGCUUGUUCGUUUCACUGGCAUGCGCUGCAUGAGAAGAAUUAUUCAGAGUACGUAUCGACUAGAACGCAGGAUUCUGUGGUCCGGACUUCGAGGACACUCUGCCCCUGAUCCAGUGCUAGAGCUUCAGAUCCUAUACAAAGAAAUCAAGACGUUGGUGGAUGAGAUGGUUGAAGAGAAUCGCACCAAAUACCUGCAGUAUUGCGAUAUCAACGUUCCAAUGCAACGGCUUUGCUUGGGCCUUGCAUCUCUAAUUGAGUGGAGACCCUGGGUAUUGUUUUGGCUGAGGAUACCUAGAGCCUAUCGAGACUCUGUUUUCUCUAUAGACAUUCGGAGAACGAUAUUCUUCAAAUCUGUGAAUCUCAUCGAGACGAUCAACGGCGCAACGGCAGACGCUGAAGCGGAGCGAUUUCAUUGGCACAUUGGCGGCCAUGCAUCCUUCCAAGCAAUCAUGCAUGUUCUCUCAGAACUGCGCAACCCGGAGUUUGAGACUCCAGAUCGACUGCGAGCUUUGAGGGCCCUCCAAGUCACAAGGACUCUCAAGGAGGGGCUUACCAGUAAACCCUGGCUAGUGGUGAAGUCCAUGAUUGACAGGGUGAUUUCAGACCAUUUAGCCACUCAACUGAGUCGACCACACACGGCAGCUACUUCCUCCACUUCGUAUCCAAGCAGCGAACCCAUGGAUUUGUCAAAGCAACUAGCUGAAGUAAACAUGGGAGCAGGGCCGCCUUUCUAUGUCGACGAAAACCCAUCUUACACCCUUCCCGAGCCCACUAGGGCUCCUGGACAGUAUGUCCAGGUGGAUUUUCCCCAAAUGAACCUGAACAACAUGGUUGGAUUGGACUUACAACAAGACGUCUCAAUGGAUUUCGAUUGGGGAUUCUGGGGGGAUCCGGUGGAUCUUGCGACCGUCGACUACUCCUCAUGAUGCCUUUCUGGUAGUAUGCAUUUUAUGUAUACUCUGACCCUAUCUGAAAGAGCAAGAUAUCGUAUAGAGCUUGACAGAGCUGGGUCAGGAAAUCGUCUUU